UACACACGCUCCAGUGUACCGUUCCGUUCUGUCAACCAAUAUUCUCUCUAUCAUCACUAGCGACAUUUCAUAAUCUUCAACAUCCUCUGCUUGAGCAUCCACACCGGCCUGGAAUAAUGUCUUAUCAAGGCAAAAAAAAUAUUCCAAAGAUCACAAGUGAAAGGCUUCUAAUUAAAGGAGGCAGGAUUGUGAAUGAUGACCACUCAUUCUAUGGCGAUAUCUACAUGGAAGAUGGUCUUAUUAAGCAAAUUGGAGACAACCUGAUAGUUCCAGGAGGGGUGAAGACAGUUGAGGCGAAUGGGAAGAUGGUGAUUCCUGGAGGCAUUGACAUUCACACCCACUUCCAGAUGCCUUAUCAUGGCACCACCACUGUGGAUGACUUUUCUCAGGGCACUCAGGCUGCUCUUGCCGGAGGAACCACCAUGAUUGUGGACCACGUGAUCUCAGAUCCUGGCAGCAGUCUGCUGGAGGCCUACAAGAACUGGAGAGAGUGGGCAGAUGAGAAAGCCUGCUGUGACUAUUCACUUCAUGUGGACAUCAGUCACUGGAAUGACACCGUGAAGCUGGAGGUGGAGACACUGGUAAAGGAGAAAGGAGUGAACUCCUUCCAAGUUUAUAUGGCUUACAAAGAUUUUUAUCAGAUGAGUAACAGUGAGCUUUAUGAGAUCUUUAUCUUCAUUGGUGAACUGGGAGGAAUUGUGCAGGUCCAUGCAGAAAAUGGAGAAAUUAUUGCUAAGGAGCAGGCACGCAUGUUGGGGAUGGGUAUUACAGGACCAGAGGGACAUGUUCUCAGCCGUCCAGAGGAGCUGGAAGCAGAGGCAGUGUUCCGAGCCAUCACCAUUGCCAGCCAGACCAACUGUCCUCUCUAUGUGACCCGUGUCAUGAGCAAAAGCGCAGCUGACAUCAUAUCACAGGCCAGGAAAAAAGGCAAUGUGGUAUUUGGUGAGCCAAUCACAGCCAGCCUGGGUACAGAUGGAACUCACUAUUGGAGCAAAAACUGGGCCAAGGCCGCCUCUUACGUGACCUCUCCACCCCUCAGCCCAGACCCCACUACCCCAGACUAUCUGAACACACUGUUAGCCAGUGGUGAUCUGAAUGUAACAGGCAGCGCACACUGUACAUUCAGCGUGGCCCAGAAAGCUAUUGGGAAAGAUGACUUCACUCAGAUCCCUGAAGGAGUAAAUGGAGUGGAAGAGAGAAUGUCACUUAUUUGGGACAAAGCUGUGGUUACUGGCAAGAUGGACGAGAACACAUUUGUGGCCGUGACCAGCACCAAUGCAGCCAAACUCCUGAAUCUGUAUCCACGCAAGGGUAGAAUAGCUGUUGGUUCUGACAGCGACUUGGUCAUCUGGGAUCCAGAUGUAGUCAGAACCAUUACAGCAAAGGCCCACCACUCGGCUGCUGAGUAUAAUGUGUUUGAAGGCAUGGAUUUGCAUGGUGCCCCCAUGUUGGUGGUCUGCCAGGGCAAAAUUGUUUUCGAGGAUGGGAAGCUGCAGACCACUUCUGGCUCAGGCCGCUUCAUCCCCUGCUCACCUUUCCCUGAUUUUGCCUACAAGCGCAUUAAAGCCAGGAAACAGAUGGCGGUGUUGAGGGCUGUGCCCCGGGGAAUGUAUGAUGGACCCGUUUCUGAUUUUAACCCCAUGUCCAGGGGAGGCACUCCCUCAGCCUCAAACCGAAACUCUCCCACCAAGGCCCCCAUCAGGAACCUCCACCAGUCUGGAUUCACCCUAUCAGGUCCUGAAGAAGCCCCCAUAAGGCCAGCUGGAAGGCGUGUGAUGGUGCCUCCUGGUGGACGUUCCAACAUCACGUCCCUCAGUUAAACGAGAGUUGGGAAUCAAGGCAGAACUAAUAAUAUUAACUACGAACCAGAAUUGGGGGAGAUUAUUAGUUAAGAUUAAAAAUAGAAGAUAAGCAAAACACUGAAUCCUCAUGCCUUACCUUUCAAAAUAAACCUUAUUCCAGCAGAGUGGUCCUUCUUCUGAGAAAAGUCUGAGCAGAUAUGCUAAUUAGCUACAUAGAAGAGGAUAUUUGUAGAUUAUGUUGUACUGCUAAAACAAUUUCUAGGAGAAGAACUAUUCUGUUAAUUAAAACAAUGAGGCAUUUGUAGUAUUCCCCCUCCAUCAUUUUAGACUUUAAGUGGUUUUCGACAUUCAGUGGCUAGUCGGCAGUUUAUUUAUGUAAUGUCAUCAACUGGUGAUGAACAUGUUGUGAUCAUGGUAGUAAACGUAGCUUUGUGAAAGGUUGGUGUUUGUUAUAAGUCAAAAAAGCAAGAUGAAAUAGUGGGUAAACAGCCUUAAAGCACUGCUUUUUAAAUCACACAGAAUAAAAACACAUUCUAGCAGCUGCAUAAACCUGGCCAAAUAUAAAUAGACAUCACCUUCCUGUGUGCCUAUUUCAACUUGUACUUUUUUGCUUGUUUUUUUAUUGAAAUAAGAAAAUAUUAAAAUUACAAAUGCACGUCAACAACUGUAUUUUUUUUUUUUUUUUUUUAGUAAAUCCAGCAACAACAAAAUAAACAGCAGUUUAUUUUUGCCUAUUGCUUUUUCGACAACCUAGUCAGGACAGCACAAAUGUCGCUACAAGCUGGUAGCUAACUGUAUGGUGGUACAUUAAGACGACAGCUAACUUUGCUUGCUCUACAUAACCAAAUGAUAACUCUUAUCAUCAAGUGAAGUGAAGUUUGGUCAGUCCAGAGAACAGAUUUAGGGAUCUGGACAGUGUGCAGCCUAUAUUGAUAGUGCUUGAAAGACUGAACAUUAAGGACAAAAACAGAAAAAGCCUUUUAGGUCAAGAUAACACACACAUUUAGUUAAAAAGAAAUAAAAACCAGUCAGUUAUCCACUUUUAACAGACAGGGCAAAUAAAUAAAUGACUCAUUUUGUACAACAUACGUUUACGUUUUUGUGUGUAUGAGUUUUUCAGAAUAAAAUAAUAGUACAAUGCAUAUGCUAUUCUAUAUGUUAGCUCGUCUUUAUUUUAAAAUGCUGUUUAUUUUUUACGGUUGAAUCCAAAAAAUGCAAAAAGAGGAAGGUAAAGACCAGUGAUGUGCAAAAUUUGUUCCUAAAUAAACACGUGUUGAAACAGAA
Trichomycterus rosablanca is the source of this 3086-nucleotide messenger RNA. It is a transcript of the gene dpysl3, whose product is annotated as dihydropyrimidinase like 3. The record is from RefSeq and is a predicted model, not a curated record. Gene Ontology annotation, biological process: actin crosslink formation. Lineage: Eukaryota; Metazoa; Chordata; Actinopteri; Siluriformes; Trichomycteridae. Gene Ontology annotation, molecular function: hydrolase activity, acting on carbon-nitrogen (but not peptide) bonds. The transcript has 14 exons. Gene Ontology annotation, cellular component: cytoplasm. Bases 117 to 1820 code for a protein of 567 amino acids.